CUCUACACGCGUGGUGUUCUUCGUAGGUGCCCAUAGGUGCUGUCUGGUACCGGUAUGCCCGAAUAUCCAGAAUAUCAGGCCUUCGCCCAUCACUUUCGAGUAUUCAUGAGGGAGUACCAGGUCAAUCAUGGCGCGCGGCCCAAAGGAUAUGUUCAGCUGAUCCCUCGUGCAUUUGCUUUGGGAUCGGAUGAGCAUCCGUAUACUACCUGCACAGUGGAUACCUCGGCGUACAGCGGGGCGACCGACUUUCCAACCGACAUCGAAAUUCAUGAGCAUGAUGUGCGCCGCGCCGCCGGUCAGCCAUAUGCAUAUCUUCUUCGCCCACAACCGCCAGAUGAUGUUCUAGUAGCAGUGCGGGGCAAGCAGAUAGCGUUUGCACUGGGUCGGGACUGUUUUACCAUCCAUUUGGGGCUUGAAGGCCACAUUCACUCGGUCACUCUAGAAGAAUGGAAGCAAAUCUACGCUGGAGAUGUGGAGGGCACUAACGAAGAGCCUGGGCGUGCUCAAUUGAUGCGGCAGUUCCGCAUCCCACCUGAGUUCAUCAAAGCAGGGACUUCAAAGGUUACAGAUCGUAGGGUGACAGUCCAUAUGGCACUUUAUUUCGGCAACCGCGUGUGGCUCCUUAUUGACUUCUCUCGCCUGGCCCGCAUUCAUGUCACCAGUGUCGACACUCCAUGGUCGCAAACCGACAUGGUCCCGGGGGGUCCGCGUUACGAGGAGAUCUGGCAAUACUUCGGUGAUGGCCCCGAUAUCAACCUCGAGCCGGUGCGAUUCAUGGCGAAUCUAGACAAGUUUCACAACCGCAUUCUGAGCGGACUCGAAUACGAAGAUGCUAGCACACCAAUCGUGUCAUGGUUGUGCAAGCGCGGGGACAUCUGCAAUGGUAUUGGCCGGCACACGGCGAGUGAUCUUGUCCAUUUCUGGGGCCUUGCACCAAGCAUGCCCACAAGCCUUGUCUUCCGGUACCACUAUGAUGUCGUCAAAAGCCUCUUCCCUGCGUACAUGGCCUACUGGGUCUCCGACAAAUACUUGAAGGACUGUUGCGGCGCUGCGAAUUCGCUCACAGUCUUUGCUUGGAACUCAACCUCAUGCCACAAGUACCGCCAGAGAUGCCUCCUCGUCUUUCGAAAAGCAGAAACCACGGUGAACGUCAGUAUAUUCAAUCGCCAUGCUCGCAAUGGUAACCUUGACCCGGACCAUGUCCUUGGCAAACCUUACGAUGUGGAGCGCGCAAAGCAAUUCAUCUCAUCAAAUCGCGAGCGUGUAUUGAAUGUUCCAGUCCAUCACAUGCUGGACAAAGGCAAGCACAUCGAUGCAUAUACGAUUGUGGUCGCCAAGAGUCCAACAAGCUGGUUCGAUGGCACGAUGCGAAUGGCAAAGGAUGUCAUCGAGUUUGGGCGAGCCUCCAAGAUUGGCCCUUCCGAGUUCAAUGCCCUGAAUCAGAAUAUGCCUGACCUAAAGGCAGCCAUUGAACAGAGACGACGCGGUGGGCGUCCUAGAAAGGAGCGCACAGGCCAACGUGGUCGCCCAUCAGUGGCGCCCAAGAUUGCUGAACUCCGCAAAGCCCUCAAACCCAUCCCUGCUCGCAUUCUUGAGGCGCGGCAGGCACAGUCUGCUGCUGAGAAAGCUGAGAAACAAGCCAUGGAUGACGCCGCUGCAGCUCAGCCAAUCCAAGACUUCAUCACCUCUUACUACCCGAUCGCUGAGCCGGAUAGUGGCCUCGAGGUUCGCAGGUCCGACGGUGACCAUGUUGCCCAGUCACCUUCAUCUACCUCCAAGUCGGCGGAAAACGAAGAAAGCUUACCUGAAAUCAAGGCGGUCAAAGACAGCAGCAAGGCGAUCGAAGGCGGCAGCAAAUUGAAGGACAAAGUCAAGAAGAUUUCAUUGAACGAACGAUUGACAAAGCAACUGUACUCAUCGAGCGAUAACCUGAAGGAUCCCCGAAAGAGGCCAUUUGUAGAAGAGGUAUUUGGCGGGAUUUGGGGUGGAUACAGGGGUCUUGCAAAACGGGGCAGACUCAGUAUUUUGUAGUGUAGUAGCGAAAACAGGCUGUCUCUGGUACAUCGGUACUAUCUCUCGACAUGGAAGCCUGUUUCACUGGAGUACUUGCGCCAGCUCCUUCGCUGUCUUGCCAGAUGGCUCUAUCUACCCGCAGCGCACCCCUUGUCGUCGCUAGGGGACGUUUUGCCCGACGCACGUGUGUCUGCCUCCCCAAGUCCGU
Molecule: messenger RNA, 2221 nt
Organism: Fomitopsis serialis
Lineage: Eukaryota; Fungi; Basidiomycota; Agaricomycetes; Polyporales; Fomitopsidaceae
Exons: 9
Coding region: 55-2031 (658 amino acids)
Source: RefSeq, a predicted model, not a curated record